AUGAAAGUCGAAUCUUCUGUCAAGACCCGUUGUAGAAGGCGCCAAGGAGUAGUCUCGCGUACACUACACAAUACUAAUCAAGAUUCAACGUCUGCCUUGGUAACAACUGAAACGAUGCCAAUGCAAAAAACCAAUACCGUAGUGAUAACAAACUCGGCGUCCGGGUCAAAAACUGAUAUCUUUUCCCUUCCCUCUGAACUGAUUACUAGGAUUGCAUUUCAUUUGACUUUACCAGAAUAUUCAUAUCUUUCGCGUACUUGUAAAACAAUGAACGCACAUUUUCAAAGGGAACUUAUUUUAUUCCUUCGACAUGUAUAUGGUCGUUCGGUGCGUUCCGGUUCACUAAUUCUUUUCGCUUAUGGAGCACACCUACAAUAUCGGGCUCCAAGGUUACUUGAUCGCAUCAUGGACGAAUUUUUUAUCGAUGCGAAUGAUAAUCCGGGAAAUUCUAAUUCUAAAAACAUAAACAUAUCUCGUCAAGCAAACUCGCGGUGGCCUACAUACUGGUCUGUUUUGUACUCGCUUGAUAAGGCACCAAACUUGGAUCCUCCUCCAAAUUGCAUUACCUCUGUGACAUGCAGUUCUGAUGACAAAUUAGAAACCUGCUAUCUUCAAUCACAUCAGAACACGUCCUGUUAUGAGUGCACGGCAUCACAAUUUCAUGCUUCUGAACAAUCAUCCAACCCAAAACCAAAACUGCAAUUCCUCGAAAAAUAUGCGGCAAGAAUGAAUGCCAAGUUUGCAAAUCGUCCUAUUAGAGGAAAUGACAAAUCCUCUAGUUCUCAUAGUAAUGGACGUCGAAAUGAAUGGCACCUUUCCGAUGUGCGGCAGAAAAAAACUUAUAGGAUGUUGAUAAUGCAAAAUAUCCGCUAUGGUGACACUGACCUUUUAAGAUUCUAUUUGGAAAAUUAUGGUGCACCUAUUAAUGGCGUUGUCAGAUUCACACCUGAGGAACAAGUUGGCCUCAUGCAAGAUCGAGGGUUGGUGGAUUUGCUGGAGAAAUAUGGCAUACAUGUCGUCGUGACGGAGUAA
Messenger RNA from Acaulospora morrowiae, 1032 nucleotides. The record is from the annotation of a GenBank genome assembly. Lineage: Eukaryota; Fungi; Glomeromycota; Glomeromycetes; Diversisporales; Acaulosporaceae.